GGGGCGCCUGCCACGACGCCCUGCCGCCGGCGGGGCCGGGCAGGAGAGCUCACGGGGGCCUUCCCCGUCUUCCAGUCCCUUCUUCACGUGACAAAACAGGCCCCGGGCCCUUCCACGUGCCCCGCUGGGCCGAAGCGUCUCCGCUGCCCCUGACGUCACCAGGGCUCCUCCGGGGCCGCUGCGAGGCCCGCCCCGGCGCUGACCUCACGGCCCCGCCCCUCGCCGUGACGCCACAGGCCUCGGCCCCGCUCCAAAGCCUACCCGCCUCCUUCUGACAGACGCGCGACGGCGACCUGCGGAGUCGGCCGUUCCUGCUGCCGCGGCCGCCGUGGGUGCCGCGGGGACGAGCUCAUCCAGAGAAGAAGCAAGAGCUGCUCUGUGUGUCUGAGGCCUGAUCAGUCUCUGCGACGUGGCUGAAGACAGAGCUGUGUCGAGGGGCUGAAGCUGGGCUUCCAACUUAGGGAUAUGGAGCAGAAGUUUCCACUCUAGAAUGGAUCCACAGUGAGCGCUGAGAAGGCCCAGGAUCUGCAGUGGCUGCUGAUCCAGCCCAAACAGCAGCUCCCCAGAGCCCUGAGUGACUGUCCAGACCAGCACUGCAAGGAGCCUCACCUGCCUACCUCCUGAGGACCUGGGAUUGAGGUCCAGGAAAAGUGGUGAAGAUGUCGAACGAGCCACCCCCUCCUUAUCCUGGAGGCCCCACAGCCCCCCUUCUGGAGGAGAAAAGUGGAGCCCCGACCACCCCAGGCCGCACCUCCCCAGCUGUGAUGCAGCCCCCACCGGGCAUGUCGCUGCCCCCUGCAGACAUUGGUCCCCCACCCUAUGAGCCUCCGGGUCACCCAAUGCCUCAACCCGGCUUCAUCCCCCCACACGUGAAUGCAGAUGGCACCUACAUGCCUCCAGGUUUUUACCCUCCUCCAGGCCCCCACCCACCCAUGGGCUACUACCCACCAGGGCCCUACCCACCAGGGCCCUACCCUGGCCCUGGGGGCCACACGGCCACAGUCCUGGUCCCUUCAGGGGCUGCCACCACGGUGACAGUGCUGCAGGGAGAGAUCUUUGAGGGCGCACCUGUGCAGACGGUGUGUCCCCACUGCCAGCAGGCCAUCACCACCAAGAUCUCCUAUGAGAUUGGUCUGAUGAACUUCGUGCUGGGCUUCUUCUGCUGCUUCAUGGGGUGUGAUUUGGGCUGCUGCUUGAUCCCUUGCCUCAUCAACGACUUCAAGGAUGUGACGCACACGUGCCCCAGCUGCAAAGCCUACAUCUACACGUACAAGCGCCUGUGCUAACGGAGCUGGGACAGGACUCCCCGCUGUCAGUCUGGUCCCCUGUGCUUCUCUCCCUGCGCUCAGUGGCUUACUUCCCUGCUCCCACUUGGGGGUGGAAGCCAUUCCACCGGUCCCCUGGAAGUCUUGUCUUCUUCGCCUUGCCCUUCCCUGAGCAUCUGACUCUUCUGGCAGAAAUUCUGUUGGAUUUAAGGCCAAGGGUCAGCAAGUGGCAGGGGGAUGGCACUGAGCUUGUGUGUUGCUGGUUUGCUUGGUGUUUGUGAUCAGGAAGAUAAGCUGGGAAGGCUUUCCUCGCACGGUCUCCCUGCUGGGGUCUCAUUCCUCCAUUUCUGAAUGAAGUACAGGUUUGGUCCUGACUCUCCCUGGGACCAAAAGCAGCCAGAGCAGUGGCUGGUUCCCCGGACUUGGGGCCUGCAGCAGAGCUGUGCCUGUAGCCACAGUCGUUUCUGAUCUGCUGGGCUGAAAGCAGGGCAGUGGACUCAAGCAUGACAGGGUCAUAAGGCCUGGGUUUCUUUCUCAAGUGCUAGAGGCAUGAUAGGAGGAAUGACCCUGACCCUCAGAACUCUUAGGAACACUUAACACAUUGUCCAAGUGCCCAGGAGACACGUGGGGUAAGACAGAGAGAUCAGCACACCUAUAGGUCAUGGGGUAAGUGAUUGGGCCCUGUCUUGCCAAGAAGGGACUUGCCUCUGGCCCCUGCCCAGCUCCCUUUCUGGCCACACCUCUGUGAACCCAUUUUUGCCGGGUCCAAAAAGAAUGCCCAGGAGCCUAGCCCAUCUGUCUAUACCAUGUCCUUGCUGUGUGUGGGUGCGACCUCUGCUCUGUAGCUAGUGUGCCCUAGCUGGGACCAGAGAUGGCAGAGAGGAGGGGCCUCCUUGUGGGCGCACUCAAAUUUGCAGUGUGUUCCCCAUGGAUCCUCUUUCCAGUAAAUGUGGGGCCUUUCGCCCUGGCUGACUCAUUGUCUCUGUGCUUGCUCCAGCAGCAGGCGCUGGGGCACUGGACUGGGGACAGGCUGGGGAUGAGGAAGGAGCAGCCACAAGUAGCGGAAGUGCCCUGGUGGACACCAGCCCUGCCCUGGGCCUGAGCCCACAUUGUCUUUAUUUCCUGAAUGGUUUGUCUGUGAACUUGCCACGUAGACUGCUGUAUCCUGCUGCCACCCCUUUCCUGGUCUCGCACUGCCACUGCAUGGCCUCCUGUCACUGAAUUGUGGCCGGUCUCAGUUUGUAGUUUCUCAUUAAAUUGGCCCUUUCACUCCCCCGCCCUGGG
Molecule: messenger RNA, 2549 nt
Organism: Equus quagga
Lineage: Eukaryota; Metazoa; Chordata; Mammalia; Perissodactyla; Equidae
Gene: CDIP1
Product: cell death inducing p53 target 1
Exons: 7
Coding region: 660-1286 (208 amino acids)
Biological process (GO): tumor necrosis factor-mediated signaling pathway; intrinsic apoptotic signaling pathway in response to DNA damage by p53 class mediator
Molecular function (GO): zinc ion binding
Source: RefSeq, a predicted model, not a curated record